Aspergillus campestris IBT 28561 is the source of this 1533-nucleotide messenger RNA. It is a transcript of the gene phzA, whose product is annotated as putative serine/threonine protein phosphatase. Gene Ontology annotation, cellular component: cytoplasm; nucleus. Lineage: Eukaryota; Fungi; Ascomycota; Eurotiomycetes; Eurotiales; Aspergillaceae. The transcript is spliced from 3 exons. Gene Ontology annotation, molecular function: protein serine/threonine phosphatase activity. The record is from RefSeq and is a predicted model, not a curated record. Bases 1 to 1533 code for a protein of 510 amino acids.
AUGGGCCAGUCGCAUUCCAAAUCCAACUCGAACCAGGGCGACACCCUGCAGUCGUAUCCUUCCUUCUCCCGCUCCGAAACCAAGGAGUCUCUCCGCUCCAUCCGGGGUUCCCUCCGAUCCAGGAUCCUCAGUAGUGACAGCCCCCGCGCGUCCACCUCCGCACUAUCGGAUGACCGCUCCGAGACCGGGUCCGUCAAGUCCGUCGGCAGCCGACGCAGCUCCACGAACCUCAGCACCACCCAGUCGGGCGUCGCGGAUGACACCGCCUCCCAGCCCGAUGCCCCCGACCCGCCGCCCUCCCCGUCGCUGUCGACCAGCCUGAAACGGGGCCAUAAAGAUGUGGGUGCCAUGCAGCAGAGUGGCGAGGUCGACCAUGUCUCCGAUGCGCCGCUCAACGCCAGGGCGGCGCCCGUGGGCCCGUCCUCGCAGGCGGUGGGCGAAUCCAUCCUCAUCAAGCGCGAGGGUCAGAUGAAUCCCAUCCUGGAUUUCAUCAUGAACCCGCCAUCGGAGGCCUCCUCGUCGCCGGGCAUGGGCAUGGGCGCCUUGAAGUCGAUCGAUCUGGAUGACAUGAUCUCACGUCUCCUGGACGCGGGUUACUCGACCAAGGUCACCAAGACCGUCUGUCUCAAGAACGCCGAAAUCACGGCCGUCUGCAGCGCCGCCCGCGAGCUGUUCCUGUCCCAGCCGGCCCUGUUGGAGCUGUCCGCCCCCGUCAAGAUCGUGGGAGAUGUGCAUGGUCAGUACACCGACCUGAUCCGGCUGUUCGAGAUGUGCGGCUUCCCGCCGACGUCCAACUACCUCUUCCUGGGCGAUUAUGUCGACCGUGGCAAGCAGAGUCUCGAGACCAUCCUCCUCCUUCUCUGCUACAAGCUCAAAUACCCCGAGAAUUUCUUCCUCCUGCGUGGCAACCACGAAUGCGCCAACGUGACCCGCGUGUAUGGGUUCUACGACGAGUGUAAGCGCCGGUGUAACAUCAAGACCUGGAAGACCUUCAUCGACACCUUCAACUGCCUGCCCAUCGCGUCCAUCGUAGCGGGGAAGAUCUUCUGCGUGCACGGCGGGCUCUCCCCGAGUCUCUCCCACAUGGACGACAUCCGUGGCAUCGCUCGACCCACCGACGUGCCGGAUUACGGCUUGCUGAACGAUCUGCUCUGGAGCGAUCCGGCGGACAUGGAGGAAGACUGGGAGCCCAACGAGCGCGGUGUCAGCUAUUGCUUCGGAAAGAAGGUGAUCAUGAACUUCCUGCAGCGCCACGACUUCGACCUGGUGUGCCGCGCCCACAUGGUGGUCGAGGAUGGAUAUGAAUUCUAUCAGGACCGGGUUCUCGUGACCGUGUUCUCCGCCCCUAACUACUGCGGUGAAUUUGACAAUUGGGGCGCGAUCAUGUCGGUCUCGGGCGAGUUACUGUGUAGUUUCGAGUUGCUGAAGCCUUUGGAUUCGACGGCGUUGAAGAAUCAUAUCAAGAAGGGCCGGAACAAGCGAAACAGCAUGCUGAGCAGUCCGCCCGCGACCGUGUCUGCGCAAAGCUUCUAA